This is a messenger RNA of Cucurbita pepo subsp. pepo (vegetable marrow), 408 nucleotides long. Lineage: Eukaryota; Viridiplantae; Streptophyta; Magnoliopsida; Cucurbitales; Cucurbitaceae. The record is from RefSeq and is a predicted model, not a curated record.
AUGGCGUUGAUUUUGAUGCUGCUUUGUUCGUCUAUGGUGGCUUCCUUUGCUUUCAAACAACUUUUCACAACAGAUAUUGCUGAAUUUCAAGAAAGUGAGCAUAGGGAGAAGUAUGGUAAAAAUGGCGUUGUAAUCCCAAUGCGCAUAGUUAGUAGACUUGGUGGCGGAGGAGGAUCGGGCGGAGGAGGAUCCGGCGGAGGAGGUCGUGGUGGCGGUGGAGGAGGAUCGUCAGGAGGAGGUAGUGGUGGCAGAGGAGGAUCCCCAGGAGGAGGUAGUGGUGGCGGAGGAGGAGGUCGUGGUGGGAGAGGAGGAGCUCACUCUGGCACAGGAAAUUGGCAUCAGAACUCCAUGAGGUUCAUAGUAGCUGGAGUUUCCUCAUCAGUUGCGUAUUUAUUUAGACUUAUUUGA